This is a messenger RNA of Ambispora leptoticha, 672 nucleotides long. The record is from the annotation of a GenBank genome assembly. Lineage: Eukaryota; Fungi; Glomeromycota; Glomeromycetes; Archaeosporales; Ambisporaceae.
AUGCAAAUUUUCGUGAAAACACUCACCGGAAAAACGAUCACUCUUGAAGUUGAAUCUUCAGACACAAUCGAUAACGUUAAAGCUAAAAUCCAAGAUAAAGAAGGUAUCCCACCAGACCAGCAACGUUUAAUCUUUGCGGGUAAGCAACUUGAAGACGGAAGAACCCUAUCCGAUUAUAACAUCCAAAAAGAAUCAACGCUGCACUUGGUUCUUCGUCUUCGUGGUGGUAUGCAGAUAUUCGUGAAAACACUUACCGGUAAAACCAUAACACUUGAAGUUGAAUCCUCCGACACCAUUGAUAACGUAAAGGCGAAAAUUCAAGAUAAGGAAGGAAUCCCCCCAGACCAGCAACGUUUGAUUUUCGCAGGAAAACAAUUGGAAGAUGGUCGAACUCUGAGCGAUUACAAUAUCCAAAAGGAAUCAACAUUGCAUUUGGUCUUGAGGUUACGUGGUGGUGCGAAGGUAAAGAAGUGUAAAUUCGGUGAGUGUAAUGAUAAGGCGGCGAAAAUCGUUGGACAUUGUCGAUAUUGUGAAUUGGAUUUCUGUGCGAGACAUCGCCUGAUCGAAGCACAUGCAUGUGUCAAUCUGACGAGUUGCAAACAAGCAAGUUUCGAAAGAAAUGCCGCCAAACUAAGAAGUGAACAAUGCAUCGCAAGUAAAGUAGUAAUUUAA